Microbotryum saponariae is the source of this 890-nucleotide messenger RNA. The record is from the annotation of a GenBank genome assembly. NCBI's taxonomy places the organism in Eukaryota, Fungi, Basidiomycota, Microbotryomycetes, Microbotryales, Microbotryaceae.
AUGUCAGCGGCGGCGGCAAUGCAGGUCGAGGGGGCCAAGGCAAAAGCGGAGAAGGGUAAAGGGGUGGAGGAGGAGAAGUGCUGGUCCGACCACGAACCCGAGGAUGACAUUCUCCCCGAAUUCCCACUCUUUGAGGACGACACUACCGCCAAGAGCACGUCUACAUCGUCUACCCAAUAAUGAUCAAGCACACCAUCACCAGCUGGAACGUGAGGAGGUGCAUGGGGAUCCCAGAAAAGCGACACAACAUUUACACCUAUUUAUCAACAUUCAAAGCAUCCGCCAUUCUACUACAAGAACACUUCAUCAAACCGGAACUCUGGCAAUGUAUCAAGGACGAGUACGAGGGCAAGGUCUUCAUCAGCAAACACUGUCUGACUCUGAUCCCCGCCGACUCGCCCCUGAUCGACGCCGAGAUUUUGCGCACCCACUCGGCACUCGACGGACGAAUCCUGGUCACCUCCUUUCGACUUCGAGGCGACAUCCGGAUACUCGAGAUCAACAACAUUUACGCACCAGUCGAUACAAAACAACGACUCACAUUCUUUGACAAACUACAUUUCCACAGGACGCAGAGCACCCACCUUCGACUCCUCGGCGGCGAUCUCAACGACUGCCCGCUGCCGGCGAUCGAUCGGCGGAACCAAGGUCGGCACGGCCAUCACUGGCCGAUCCUGAUCGGCAAGCUCGACUCGCCCUACACCGACUGCAUACGAUUCAAACACCCGCUCACACCAUCUUUCACUCGACCCAACAUCGUCCGCAAGCGACCAAAGUCCUUUUCACGACUUGACUACUUCCUUCUGCAGCGCACCCACCAAAAGUGUCAGGAUGACAGCGUGUACUUGAAGGAAGCCCCCCAAGGCUAUGUGCGGGUAGAGUUGACUUGA